ACUAUUGUUCGUUUUGUAAUAUGUGUAAAGUAUAUCUUUUUAACGCAGCUAUUAAAAAAUAUAACCUAACUUUGGAUUGUCAUCAUUGAAUUCGAUUUCUGUUGACUAAUUUGCAAGUAAUCGUAUAGUAACCAUGGCUUCAGAGCGCUAUAGCUUUUCUUUAACAACUUUCAGCCCGUCUGGAAAGUUGGUGCAAAUUGAAUAUGCUCUUGCAGCAGUAGCGGCAGGAGCUCCCUCAGUAGGCAUCAAGGCUUCAAAUGGUGUUGUAAUAGCAACUGAGAAUAAGCACAAAUCUAUUUUAUAUGAUGAGCAUAGUGUCCACAAGGUAGAAAUGAUAACCAAACAUAUAGGUAUGAUUUAUUCAGGUAUGGGCCCUGAUUAUCGUCUGUUAGUCAAACAAGCUCGUAAAAUGGCUCAACAGUAUUUCCUUGUUUACCAUGAACCUAUACCCACUGUUCAAUUAGUUCAAAGGGUUGCAGCAGUGAUGCAAGAAUAUACACAGUCUGGAGGCGUGAGACCUUUUGGGGUAUCUUUGCUCAUAUGUGGAUGGGACAACAAUAGACCAUAUCUAUUCCAAUGUGAUCCAUCUGGUGCCUAUUUCGCUUGGAAAGCCACUGCCAUGGGCAAAAACUAUGUCAAUGGGAAAACUUUCUUAGAAAAAAGAUACAGUGAAGACUUGGAACUGGAUGAUGCCGUUCAUACUGCCAUACUAACACUCAAAGAAAGUUUCGAAGGACAGAUGACUUCUGACAAUAUUGAAGUUGGCAUUUGUGAUGCUAAUGGAUUCAAGAGAUUUGAUCCCGCUACAGUUAAAGAUUUUCUAGCCAAUAUUCCAUAAGUUUCUUAUAGUUUGAAUAUGUAUUCUUUUUUUUUGAUACAUUACUAUACAGAGUAUUUGAACUAUUACAUUUAUAUAUGUAGAAAUUUGUAUCAUUGAUCACCUCAAAUAAUUACUGUCAGUUUGUUUUUUGCGUUCAAGGAAAAUGUGCCUCAUUGUAUUAUCUGCCGAACCAUCAUCCCUUUUUUAUGCAAUAUUACAUUAUUUUGUCAAAUAAGUUGUAAAAACAUAGAAUGUAAUGUUUGUGUCAUUGUCAGUAACUGUCAAAAUUAUGUAUCCUCGCAUGUAGCCUUUUUACUCUUUUUUCAAUGUUAUCAAGGAUCGCAGUUAAUUAGAACCUAAUAGUACAUUG
Molecule: messenger RNA, 1190 nt
Organism: Diorhabda sublineata
Lineage: Eukaryota; Metazoa; Arthropoda; Insecta; Coleoptera; Chrysomelidae
Gene: Prosalpha2
Product: proteasome subunit alpha type-2
Exons: 4
Coding region: 134-838 (234 amino acids)
Biological process (GO): ubiquitin-dependent protein catabolic process
Cellular component (GO): proteasome core complex, alpha-subunit complex; proteasome core complex
Source: RefSeq, a predicted model, not a curated record